Homarus americanus (American lobster) is the source of this 3787-nucleotide messenger RNA. Its product is annotated as protein RER1-like. NCBI's taxonomy places the organism in Eukaryota, Metazoa, Arthropoda, Malacostraca, Decapoda, Nephropidae. The transcript has 5 exons. The record is from RefSeq and is a predicted model, not a curated record. The coding region runs from base 245 to 865 and encodes 206 amino acids. Gene Ontology annotation, cellular component: Golgi membrane. Gene Ontology annotation, biological process: retrograde vesicle-mediated transport, Golgi to endoplasmic reticulum; protein retention in ER lumen.
UCAUAAUGCACGUAUACUAUUAACCUACAGUGUUAUGUAAUAUUUCACGGUGCUUAUGUUGACUAAAGUUGUGUUUCUUUAUAACAAAUGACGUUGAACAAGAAUUGCAUUGCUUUACGACUAAGAAUAAUUGCGUUUUUCAAACCGAGGGUUCCUUAUUUAUUGUUUAAUUUUUGUUAAUCUGUUGCUUACACAUGUGACUUCUGGCUCACAAAAACAUUGUUAAAGUUGUGUAUUUAUCUUAAUGAAACACAUCCUUAAGAUCGAGACUGUAAUCAUGCGUAAGAACUUCUACUCAAGUCAAUAUGAGAAACCAGAAAAAAAGGUUCCUUUCACUCCCCGCCAUAUUUACGUUUUAUACCAACAUUACCUAGACAAAUGGACCCCACACACGGCUUCACGGUGGGUGUUUACACUUGUGAUGAUCGUCGGCUUCAUGCUCCGUAUCAUGUUGAGGCAAGGCUGGUACAUCGUCUGCUAUGCUCUCGGCAUCUAUCAUCUCAAUCUCUUUUUAGCUUUCCUCACUCCAAAAAUUGACCCAGCAUUUUCACAAGACGAUGAUGAUGGACCGAGUCUACCCACGAAAGUCAAUGAAGAGUUCCGUCCCUUCAUGCGACGACUACCAGAGUUCAAAUUUUGGUACAGUGUAACAAAGUCUACACUAGUUGCUUUCUUCUGCACUUUCUUUCAGCUGUUCAACGUCCCAGUAUUUUGGCCAAUUCUCGUCAUGUACUUCAUCACCUUAUUCUGCAUCACCAUGAAGAGACAGAUAAGGCACAUGAUCAAGUAUAAGUAUUUACCAUUCUCCCUGGGCAAGCCACGUUAUCAGGCUCAUCAAGAAAACGUCAAACCAGCUGCCCACUGACCCAGCAGCUCCACUACCAUCCCCAAAUAGAGUUACUACUUAACCAUUUUCCACUGGUGAACUACUGAACAAGACAAAGACAAGUGGAGUGUUUCUUGGUAAAAAAAAAAUUAAUAAAAAAUCUUGCUCAGUGAAGCUGGGAGUCCUUGUGAUGUGUUAUUUACAUCAGACAUAUUGCCACUGUAAUUGACAGAAGGAGCUGCCACCAAAGAUACCUGCUGAUUCUUAGGAAGGAACUAAUUCUACGUUACCCAGGGAGAAGGACAAGAUAGCUGCUUGCUGAUAAAACCCCUUCUGAACACCACCUCUACAGUACUUCCAGUUGUCUCCCAUAUUGAUUUUGUUUCUGUAAUCUUGAGUAUUACAUUGAUACUUGUACAUACAUGCAUACAUACACUAAUAUACUGUAAUCUUCCCUCUGUAUCUGGCAAGUCAAUGAGAAAUUCUUUAGUCCAGUAUUGUCUAUGGUAACUAUUCACACGUUCAGUGUUAAGAAGCCGGAUAAAUUUGUAGCUACGGUGGUCAGCUUGUGAGGAGUAGACGGUAAUGAUUUAUGAAACCACAUUUAUUAACUGAGAAGGAAAUAUAUGAAAACUAUGCUUUGUACCUAGUAAGUGUUCAUCAUCAGGAAGUAUUUGUAACCUGAAAGAAAAACUGCAUGUGAAAUAUAAUAAGGUUGUUACAAAUAGUACAGAACUCUUAACACAGUACCCAGACUGUGGAUAAGAAAGGUCAACUGGAGUAAUAUUCAGGAUGUUUGGUUCAUUUCAGCUUUAUUUUUUGAAUGAUUAACAGUCCUAACUUGAUGUGACUGACACAAUACUAUCGCAGUGGACAUAAUACAGUAGACCUUUGUAUCCAAACUGUUCAUAUCCCUCCACUUGAGCUUCAUUCCCAAGCUCAUGUAACUUGAAUAAAGUCAAAGGAGUCAUAAGUGAAGAAAUAAAGAGACCUGUGUUAGAUUGGAAGGAGUUAGCCACCCAUCACUUCACGGUGGUACUCUGCCUGAACCACCAUCCUCUGCAGCUGAAAUGUUCCUCAUGUGGUUGAUAUUACAGUAAAUAAUACCUAGCAUUUCACAUGUGGUUAUUUGUAUUUUAUUAAAGAUUGUUAACUUGGGGAUGGAAUACCUUGGAUAUAUAUUGUUCUAUUAUUUAUAUAUUGUACAUAAUGAACCUCUCUGUGUCUUGUCAGCAAAGGUCGACAAGUUUAUCCUUGCAUUAUAUUUUUUUAUGAUUAGUCAAGUUCCUGCAGAUAAUUAACAUGCUAAAAAUUAUAUUAGGUUAUGUGAACGAUUUAUUUCCAUUGUCAUACUUUUUUUUGUCUAGUGAUAUUUUAAGUUUGAGAGUGCUGAAAAUACAUUGAGGAGAUCUGAUCAUAUUGCUACAGGUCUCUGAGGAAACUGUCAGAUGAUCACAUAGGGAGGAAUUGAUCACUGUGUUCACUGGUGUUGGAAUACUGUGGUUGACUUCAUUUAUGGCCAUUUGAUUCAUCUCUUUCUUUUCUUCUUAAGGUGCACUAUUUUUAUUAUUAUUUUGGUCAGUACAAGUAGUAUAGAUGAUUAUAAUGGCCCAUGUGCUAAUAAUAAAAAAAUCCAGAAUAUUCAAAAUUCAAAGUUAAAGGAAAUCUAUAUAACCGAUUGUUCAAUAGAGGACAAGAAACGUGUAGAGAAUUACUUAGCUUGACACCCGAUUGACUGGAGAGUAUCAGUGUGAACUCUCAUGUUUGGAUGUACAGUAGUGCCAACAGAAUAGUAACUUAAUUUGUAUCCAACUGUCCAAUCUUUUUUUUUAGUACAGCAUCGGGUGCAAUCUUUAUUAUUAUUAUUGUAUACAGUAAUUUAUCACAGUCCUUGGCAGUAAAUUAAUCAAACAUUGUUGUGCAAUACAUCUCUCAUUCAAACCUGGAUGAUGCCUGUCAUUCUUUUAUCUUGUGACACAGAAAUCAAUAGUUGUACUGUAAUUAUUUUGUGUUACAGCGAGAAAACACGAAGAUCUUCAACACCAACUUAGCGUAUAAUGACUUGGGUUAUUAUCUUGAUUAAGUGCAUGCAUGUUUUCAAAUAAGUUAACUUUUUUCUUUUCUUUUUUUUUCCUAGUUGUAUAUUAUAUAUUAGUGCUGUACAAUACUUUUAUUUGUUGUUGGAAAACUUAAAUGACAUUUUUAUUUUUUUUAUGUUUUUUAUAUUUGAUGGAAGAACUUUUUCAACAAAAUAUUGUAGGCUUAAGAGAUUCUUCUGGGUGUACUGACAAUACUUAGUCCUUUGAACAGCAGGUGUACAGUAAGGGAACUCCAAACUGGUAUCAGUGUACGGGCAAUGCGACACUUGAUUAGAAAUAUUGAAUCAUGUUAAAAAUAUUAUGUAAUUAAUAUUUUUACAGCUGCUAUGUUUUUUUUUUUUUUGUUUUUUAUCAGUAAUGUUGGGGAACAUUUCUUAUUUGUGAAGAAACUGUCUUUGCUAUGUGGUUUUCUUUUAGCUCUUUUUAGAACUAAAAAAAAUGUACUUUGUAGGUGGCAGUUGGCCUUGGGAGCAAUAGUUGUGAGUGCAGACAACUUACUAAUUAAAGGUCAUUAUAUUUGUAAACAAGCAGAUGGUGAUUUUCUUCUCAACAUUAAUGAUGAUUAUAAGUAGAUAUGAAUAUUUUUGUUUUCUCUAAAUUCAGGCAACUCUCAUACAGUACUGAUAUUUUCAUCAUUAUCCAAAGAUUUCUCUGUCAAAUUAUUUGAUGUAUGAACUAUAUACUGUACUGUUAUUAUUUUGUUGUCAGAAUGAUGAUGUGCAGUGCAGUGGUUUCUGUAUAUAAGUUAUUGGGUGAAUGAGUCAUUCCAGAUUAUAGGUGUGUAAUGAAUGUGACUAGACCUUUUUACUUGGAUCAUGUCUUUGUACAGUCUUGUCAUGAAAUAGAUUAAAUAAUAUUUUGA